Molecule: messenger RNA, 2784 nt
Organism: Brienomyrus brachyistius
Lineage: Eukaryota; Metazoa; Chordata; Actinopteri; Osteoglossiformes; Mormyridae
Product: tropomodulin-2-like
Exons: 10
Coding region: 179-1219 (346 amino acids)
Biological process (GO): muscle contraction; pointed-end actin filament capping; myofibril assembly
Cellular component (GO): striated muscle thin filament; myofibril
Molecular function (GO): tropomyosin binding
Source: RefSeq, a predicted model, not a curated record
AGUUCGUUUACUACCAUAUAGGAACGCCCAGAUCUUGCUUUCCUGCGUAACCGCCCUCGAAUUAAUUAAAUGGGCAGAUACUAGCCGUAGUAUGGGACUUGCGUAAGAGUCGAGGUGGUUUUUCAUAAAAGUUGAGAACGAGCUUGGAAACCGUGCUACGCCUCAGGACUCUGUUAGCAUGGCGCUGCCCUUCUCGAAGGACCUGGAGAAGUACAAGGAUGUCAACGAGGAUGAACUCCUCAGCAAGCUGACUGAGGAGGAGCUUAAGCAGCUGGAAUGUGCUCUGGAGGAACUGGACCCGGAGAAUGCACUGCUGCCGGCAGGCAUGCGUCAGAAGAGCCAGACCAGCAAGGCUGCCACCGGCCCCUUGGACAGGGAACGCCUGCUGAGCUUCUUGGAGAAGGAGGCGAUGGAACUCCAGGACCGAGAAGACGUGGUUCCAUUUACGGGCGAGAAGAAAGGCAAAGCUUGGGUGCCGAAACGGAAGCCAGCUGAAGCUCUCCAGGAGGACACGACCACACUGGACCCAGAACUGGAAGAAGCCCUUUCGGGGGCCACAGACACCGAGCUGUGCGACCUGGCGGCUAUUCUUGGAGUGCAUACCCUGGUGACUAAUGCGCAGGGCUAUGAUGGCGCCUGCAGUAAAGGAGGCUACAGCAAUGUCAUCAAGGGGGAGACGGUGAAGCCGGUCUUCGACGAGCCGCCCAACCCCACCAACGUGGAGGAGACCCUGCAGAGGAUCAAGGCCAACGACCCGACUCUGAAGGAGGUCAACUUGAACAAUCUCAAGAACAUUCCCAUCCCAACACUGAAGGACUUUGCCAAAGCCUUGGAGAAGAAUACUCACGUGAAGAAGUUCAGCCUUGCAGCGUCUCGGAGCAACGAUCCCAUUGCUGUGGCCUUUGCUGACAUGCUGAGGAGCAACAAGACCCUGAAGAGUCUGAACCUGGAGUCCAACUUCAUGACCAGCGCCGGUGUUCAGGCCCUGGUGGAGGCGCUGCGGGAUAACGACACACUGACAGAAAUCAAGAUCGACAAUCAGCGACAGCAAUUGGGGACCAAGGUGGAGAUGGAGAUUGCCAAGAUGCUGGAGAGCAACCAUAGCAUCACCAAGUUUGGCUACCAUUUCACCCAGCAGGGUCCAAGGGCGCGGGCAGCGGCCGCUGUCACGAAGAACAAUGAUCUGGUUCGCCGAAAGCGGGUGGAAGGCGACGCGUAGAUCUUCGGGCAGCUCAUCCGACUGUGGACUCCUCCACCUCCCAUUUUCCUGCAGUCAUGUGCCAAACUACAAGGCAUGACCUCCUUAACCUAGGAACAAGGGAACUGACUGGAAUCCACCCUCUACCAUUCUCACUCCUCCUGUCAUAUAGUCCACUCCCGUAGUUUCGUCUCGCUUUCUCUUGCCCAUGCGUGCAUCACCUGUGGCCAUUUGCAGGGGGAGCUGCUUGGCAAGCAGACGUUCCAUAUGUCGGCCAUGCAGGGCAGGACCUGGGGGAGGGACUGGGACUUCAUCUGGAACGCAGUUCUGUCAUUUUAUUUCUUUUGAAAUAUUUUUUAAUAUUGUGAAGCUGAAGUCCAACAAAAGGCCAAGUUAUGAACCCAAGGAGUGUGCAUGUAUGUGUGUGUGUUCUGUGUGGGAGAGAACUGAUGUUAUUCCAUUAACUUACUCACUAUACUUAGGUCAUUAAUCUCCUUCUGCAACUUUUCCAUCUGCCUGCCUGUGCUCUGACUGUAGCUGUGUAUUUGCCGGUGCUUCUGCUGGUUGGGCACUUUAUUGAAGAUCUGAAGAUCAUAUGGAACUGAUCUCUGCAACAGCUGUUAAAUGACGCUGCCUGCGGGCCCCGGGACCUUGGAAGCCAUGCGUUCACCCCGCCUGCGGGCCCCGGGACCUUGGAAGCCAUGCGUUCACCCCCCUGCAGCAACAGACCUUUGGAUUCUGUAGCCUGGUAGCUUGAGCUUCUGCAGACAUUAAUCUGCUUGGUUCUGGUUCUCUGAUCCAGCAGCACUGCCCAAGGCGACACGUUCUUGGGGCAGAUGUCUCUAAGGACCCCCCUCACUGGAGGUGGCCACCAUGUGGGCAGCUAAAGACCUUAUGGACCAAGAAGCAUGAGUAUUAAUUUAAAAGGAAGAAGUAUCAGACCAUCCAUCUAGUUCUGUGCUAUAGAUGGCCAUUCCAAGGACGCUUACGCUGCCUCUGUCUCUUUAAUGUGCUGAGUAUCUUGUAUGCAGUGAGUGCUUCUCCCCUGUCUGUGUGGGUGUUUUCUCACCAAGCCUGUGCAAGUCGAGAGCUCCGAACCCUGCUGCACAAAAAAAAAAAAAAAAAAAUCAUCCAAGCUGCUGUUUCUCUAGAGAUGUGUUUCCUGGUCCUUGGGCACCCACAGCCAGCUCUCUCCCUCCCCUCCCUCCCAGCUGGACUUGUCUAAUGGGAGCAGAAAGAUGGACCAACCGUGGGUCCCCGAGGACCACAUUGGGAAACGCUGGUCUACAGAAUGUAAAUUUUGAAGCAAAAUAAAUGCGGGCGUAUUCUGAAUGGUUCCACUCAGCUGGUGGCUUCGCAUCAGCGCGCUGUCCGGAUGCAUGGGGGUGUUUAUGUGCCCUAAAUGUGAAAACAAACAUUCCCACAAGCUGCUGCCUCCGAUGUCCGUAAAACACUGGUGUGGAAAUGGCUUCUGACCUGUUUUUAUUUGUGUUUUUUUUAACCAGUUCCCAGACCUUUUCAUGGAUUGUAAAAUGUUCUUUUAAUAUGUUUUUAUAGUUUUGUUAAUAAACCAUCAUUCUCUCAAA